Molecule: messenger RNA, 2931 nt
Organism: Asterias rubens (European starfish)
Lineage: Eukaryota; Metazoa; Echinodermata; Asteroidea; Forcipulatida; Asteriidae
Product: serine/threonine-protein phosphatase 4 regulatory subunit 3A-like
Exons: 16
Coding region: 176-2662 (828 amino acids)
Biological process (GO): protein dephosphorylation; DNA damage response
Cellular component (GO): nucleoplasm; protein phosphatase 4 complex
Molecular function (GO): protein phosphatase activator activity
Source: RefSeq, a predicted model, not a curated record
UGGCGGAUGAUAUUGCUGUAAAACCAAAAUGCACUUGUUGUGUUUCAGUUCCUUCUUGAAUCGUGAAUAUGUUUAAUUGAAUUGUCAGGACGACGACCGCUUUUACGUUAAUGUCGUUUCGUUAAGUAUGUAGAAUCUCAUUUCUAAAUCGUCGAAAGAAAGGUGUUUUUUUAGGAUGGCCGACACAAGACGGAGAGUGAAACUGUAUGUUCUCAACGAUGAACGGCAGUGGGACGACAGAGGCACUGGCCAUGUAUCGUCGUGUUAUGUGGAGCGGUUGAAUGGGAUGUGCCUUCUUGUGCGAUCAGAAACAGAUGGGUCCAUUCUAUUGGAGUCUAAGAUUCAACAGGACACUGCCUACCAGAAGCAACAGGAGACGCUGAUUGUUUGGUCGGAGAAUGACAAUUAUGACUUGGCACUCAGUUUUCAGGAGAAGGCUGGAUGUGAUGAGAUUUGGGAGAUUAUCUGUCAGAUUCAAGGAAAGGACCCCUCAGUUGAUGUUACCCAAGACAUCAUCGAGGAAUCAGAAGAAGAACGCUUUGAGGAGAUGCCUGAUGCCGCCAUGCCCAUCGAAUUACCUCCCUGUGAACUCAGCAAACUUGAUGAGAUCGCCGAACUCUUCAUUAACGUGCUUCCGUCUCCGAUCCGCCGAGAGAAGCUUGCCGUUGCGAUUGAGAACGAGAGGUACCUUCAGAAACUGAUCGAAAUCUUCCGCAUGUGUGAAGACCUGGAAAACGCAGAGGGGCUCCAGCACCUGUUUGAGAUCAUCAAGAUUGCCAUCCUUUUGAACAAAAACUCCCUCCUGGAGAUCCUAUUCAGUGAUGACAUCAUCUAUGAUGUCAUCGGGUGUCUUGAGUACGAUCCGUCGGCGACUGAAGUCCAUAAACACAGGGAAUACUUGAACUCCAAAGCAACCUUCAAGGAAGUUAUCCCUAUUACCAAUCAGGAGCUUUUGAACAAAAUUCACCAGACCUACCGUGUACAGUACAUUCAAGACGUCAUUCUGCCAUCGCCAUCUGUAUUCGAGGAGAACAUGCUCACCACUCUCAGCUCAUUCAUAUUUUUUAAUAAAUUGGAAAUUGUGAACAUGAUUCAGGAGGAUGACCAGUUCCUUCCAGAGUUGUUUACUCAACUGACUGAUGAGGCCACAGAGGACAAGAAGAGACGAGACUUAGUACUGUUUCUGAAGGAGUUCUGCUGUUGUGCACAAGCGUGCCAGAACAGAGAUAGCUUCUUCAGGACGUUAUCAAACCUCGGUAUCCUACCAGCAUUGGAAGUUGUUAUGGGUAUGGAUGAUAUUGAGGUACGGCAGGCGGCUGUAGACAUCUUUGCUUACAUCGUUGAAUACAGUCCCUCUAUGGUGAGAGAGUUCAUCAUCCAAGAGGGCAAUGGACAGGAGGAUGAUGUGAUAUUGAUCAACUUGAUUAUUGAGCAAAUGAUCUGUGACAGUGAUCCAGACCUUGGUGGUGCUAUGCAGCUCAUGAACAUCUUGAGGGUUUUAAUAGAUCCAGAAAACAUGAUGACGGCCGUAGCUGUCAGUAAGACAGAGAAGACAGAAUUCUUGAGCUUUUUCUACAAACACUGCAUGCACAUAUUAACAGCACCACUUCUGGCAAAUACAUCGAGUGACACACCCAGUAAAGAUGACUAUCAGACAGCCCAGUUGUUGGGUCUCAUACUGGAGCUCUUGACAUUUAGCAUAGACAACCACACAUACCAUAUCAAGAACUAUAUCAUCAACAAAGACUUGUUGAGACGGGUGCUGGUCUUGCUGCAAUCUACCCACCAAUUCCUUGUACUCUGUGCUAUUCGACUUGUGCGGAAGAUGAUCGCAAGGAAAGACGAGUUCUUCAAUCGGUACAUCGUCAAGGGAAGUCUCCUGGAACCUGUCGUCAGAGCCUUCAAGAAUAACGGCAAUCGCUAUAACCUGCUCAACUCUGCUAUCAUAGAGCUGUUUGAAUUCAUUAGAUUAGAGGACGUCAAGUCGUUAAUAGUUCACAUUGAAGAAGCAUACGGCAACGUGUUUGAUACCGUAGACUACGUCAGUACAUUCAAAGGACUGAAGUUGAAAUACGAGCAGCAUGUAGAUCGCGUCAACAACAAGCCUAACUUAGACAGUAUUCGACAGACAAACAUCUUACAGACGAGUAGAUAUCGUCGAGAUGCUCGGGCCUUGGAUGAAGAUGAAGAGCUGUGGUUCAACAGAGAGGAUGAAGCUGACGAUGAUAACAUCGUGGUUGCUGAUACCACCUUCAGGUCCGCCAAGGUGGAGGUGGAGCUUGAUUCCAUCAAUAGAUUUGUGGAGAGUAAAAAAGCUCAAGACAACCCCUUAUUAAGUAAAGACUCGCUGACCAGCAACGGCAGACCGACGAGCCCCGUCCGAUUAGCAACAACUGGUGCCCUGUCCAGGACGGCGACCACACCCAGACCUACCAGCCCAGUUAAUUUGAUGACGAAGAAGACAGCAGAUGAACCUCAGGAAACGACAAAUACCAAAGCAGCUGUAGCUACAACAACUGAAAUGAAGACAACUACUACUACAAAUAGCAUCACAACAAAGCAGGGAGGCAUUGUUGGACUGGUAGAUUACCCAGACGAAGAUUCAGAUGAAGAAGAUGACGAUGUGGAACCACCCUCCAAACGACCCCGAGUCACCUUCUAGCGAACUCCACCACCACUUUCAGCCCUGUCCCAUCCUCACACAGCUUUGAUUUCCAGUCGCCUUGGAAAAAGGAUCCAGUGUGUCCAGUCAGUUUCAUUAGCUGUCAUGCAAUCAUAAGUUGGACAGCUACAUCUGCGGUAAAGCUGGCACUGGGCGUUAGAUCUUGACUUUGGGAGAUAACAACUGUCCUGGUGAUGAAACACAGAAUCACUGCGGCCCUGGUCAAACACCGGAAACAAGUGUCAGGUAACUUGUUGUGUUUGUGUCAA